Messenger RNA from Candidozyma auris, 2109 nucleotides. RefSeq lists its product as uncharacterized. NCBI's taxonomy places the organism in Eukaryota, Fungi, Ascomycota, Pichiomycetes, Serinales, Metschnikowiaceae. Gene Ontology annotation, molecular function: long-chain-alcohol oxidase activity; flavin adenine dinucleotide binding. The transcript has a single exon. The record is from RefSeq and is a predicted model, not a curated record. The coding region runs from base 1 to 2109 and encodes 702 amino acids.
AUGGGCCUCUUUCCGGACUCCGUCGAGGAAAAAUACUUGGAUGUGUUCAUGGCCAUCGCCGACGGCUUUGUUCGUGAGGUUGACCCGGCGGUGAUUCGUGAUUACGUCGACAAGGACUUCCCCCAGGAGAGAAUCGAUGAGUACGUUGCCAAAGUAGGGCGCCCUUCGAAAAUGGAGGGUUUCCGUGAGCUCAUCAAGGACGCUAUUCUGAGCAACACCUCGGAGUCGGUGCGUCUCUUUGGCAUCUUGAUGAAUGCCUUGGACCUGAGGAUCUUGGCUCCCGUGAUCACAGGCUCCACCACCUUGGUGAGGGACAUGACCGAUGAGCAAAAAGAGAACAUGCUUAGAUCCUGGAGAGACUCGCCUAUCCAGGCCAAACAGAGAAUCUUUCGUCUUUUGUUCAACUUGACCGUGUCGACCUACCAGAGAGUGGCACCUAAAAUCCACAAGGAGGCCUUGGACGUUCCCGAUACAGAUGUUCGUGAAGUGUUGUACGAGGGCCACAAGCCUGACGAGUUCAGGUACACGAUGAUGGAUCCGCCAAAGUCUGAUAACGUCGAGCUCUACUUGCCCAACAUCGACGCUGUGAUCAUUGGCUCCGGUUCCGGCGCCGGUGUCACCGCUCACACCUUGGCUGAAAGUGGCUUGAAGGUGCUUGUUCUUGAAAAGGGCAAGUACUACCAUCCAUCUGAGUUCAACUUCAACGAAAUAACGGGUUGGAACGCUCUUUACGAGGGAGGUGGCCAGGUCCCCACGAGAAACUCGCAGACGAUAGUUCUAGCUGGCUCGACCUUUGGAGGUGGCUCGACAGUCAACUGGUCUGCGUGUUUGAAGACCCCUUUCAAGGUCAGAAAAGAAUGGUACGAUGACUUCGGUGUGGACUGGUUCGCCACCGACGUCUACGACAGCGACAUGGAGUACCUGCUCAAGCAAAUGGGGGCCUCUACAGAACAUAUUACACAUUCCUUCUCCAACCAGACGCUUCUUGAUGGUUGUGAAAAGCUCGGCUACCCAGUCAAGGAGGUGCCUCAAAACAACGGUAAUCAUACCAACCAUUCUUGUGGAAUGUGUCACUUGGGGUGCAAGUGGGGAGUCAAGCAAGGCUCCAUGGUUAACUGGUUGCGUUCGGCUUCAGAAAAUGGCGCUCAGUUUAUGGACCAAGUCAGCGUAGAACGUUUGGUUCGCAACAAGAAUAAUAUCACCACCCAUAUAGAGUGUGUGGACUUGAGAACAGGUAACAAAUUCACGAUCAAGGGCCCCAGACGAUUCAUACUUGCUUGCGGCUCCUUGCAUUCUCCAGUGCUUCUUCAAAAAUCGGGCUUCCGCAACAAGCAUAUUGGAAAGAACCUCAAGUUGCACCCUAUCUCCGCCGUGACUGGUGUCUUUGACUUAAAGACUAAUCCUCACUACAACUCCAUCAUGACAACGGUGUGCACCAAGGUGGAUGAUCUCGAUGGUAAGGCUCACGGUGCCAAAAUAGAGACACUUUUGCACACUCCUAUGCUUGAGGCUGUGUUUAAACCAUGGGAAUCUUCCAACCAGUUACGUCAGGACUUGUUGAAGUACCAGGGUGCUGCUUGCUUCAUUUUGUUAACCAGAGACACAUCCCUGGGCUAUGUCACCUACGAUAAGAAAAAGCCUGAAAAAGUCGUAAUUGAAUAUGACAUCAACAAGUUUGACCGUAAUGCUAUUUUGCAGGCUAUCCUUGUCACUGCCGACGUUAUCUACAUCCAGGGUGGUAAGGAGAUCAUCCACCCAUCAUGGCAAGUAAAGAGAUUUAUCAGUCACAAGCCAAAGGAGCAGCGUAGCAUUCACGACGCUGACUACCAGGCAUGGCGCAAGAUUGCAGCAGAGACACCGUUGUCCAACUACGGUGCCACAUACGGUUCUGCCCACCAGAUGUCCACCUGUCGUAUGAGCGGCAAGGGUCCCAAGUACGGUGUGUGUGACCCUAGAGGACGUACAUUUGAGAGUGACAACGUUUACAUCACUGACGCAAGUGUCUUGCCCACCGCUUCCGGUUCCAACCCUAUGAUAUCUACCAUGGCCUGUGCCAGACACAUUGCCAACGGUAUUGUUGACGAGUUCAAGCCCGCACCUAAGUUGUAA